Molecule: messenger RNA, 1215 nt
Organism: Zasmidium cellare ATCC 36951
Lineage: Eukaryota; Fungi; Ascomycota; Dothideomycetes; Mycosphaerellales; Mycosphaerellaceae
Exons: 2
Coding region: 1-1215 (404 amino acids)
Biological process (GO): ribosomal large subunit biogenesis; rRNA processing
Cellular component (GO): nuclear periphery; preribosome, large subunit precursor; nucleolus
Source: RefSeq, a predicted model, not a curated record
AUGCCGCGAGACCUCAAGCUCAAAGCUGCUCUGGAACGACACAAAGGCGUCAACCACAAACUGGAUCGUCAGAAAAAGCUGCAAAAAGAUGCAGAAAAGAGGAAGAAGCAGAAGAAGCAGUCCACGGUCGAUGUCGGCGCGCUGGAUGAUGCUGUAGCGAGCGAGGAGGAGGACGAUGAAGCACACUCGCUGGCAGAAGAUCCUUCAGAGCUGCAACGGGAAAAGAUCGCAGCGAAUGGAGCGCAACUCGCAGAGAAAGCGAAUGGAGAGGCGGACGGAUGGGAGACAGAGGAGAGCGAAGAUGCGGACGACGACGAGGAUGCUGAAGGUGGUAUUCAGAUUGGCGCCAUGGAAGACGAGUCUGACUCGGACUCUGAGCUUGGAGAGGAAGAAGGCGAGGAGGAUAUACCGCUAUCAGACAUCGAAUCGCUGGCAUCUGAGGACCGAGAAGACGUCAUUCCCCACCAACGAUUGACGAUCAACAACACGUCUGCGCUGCUACGCUCGCUGAAAUCGUUCGCCCUCCCGUCCAGCUUACCGUUCUCGGCCGUACAGUCUGUCACAUCAGGCGAGCCGAUCGAGGUCGUAGAUGUGGAGGACGACCUGAAGCGCGAAGAGGUGUUCUACAAUCAAUGUCUCGAGGCUGUGUCAGAAGCAAGGAGUCGAUUGAAGAAGGAGGGUGUUCCGUUCAGUCGGCCCACAGAUUACUUCGCUGAGAUGGUCAAGUCGGAGGAGCAGAUGGGCAAGGUGCGGCAGAAGCUCUUAGAUGAAGCUGCUCGAAAGAAGGCCAGUGCAGACGCGAAGAGGCAGAGGGACCUCAAGAAGUAUGGCAAGGCAGUGCAAGUAGCGAAACUGCAGGAGAGGCAGAAGGAGAAGAGAGAUACGCUGGAUCGCAUCAAUACGCUCAAGAGGAAACGACAAGGCGCAGACCUGACGACCAACGAGGAGGACAUGUUUGAUGUAGCAUUGGAGGACGCCGCAGUCACCGCGAAGAACGACAGGGCAGUAAGGAGAGCGAAGGGUCCAGGCGAGGCACCGAACAAGAAGCGCCAGAAGAAGAACGAGCAGUAUGGGUCUGGUGGAAAGAAGAAGUACAAGAAGAGCAAUGAUGCGCAAUCAACCAACGACAUGAGCGGGUACUCGGUGAAGAAGAUGAAGGGAGGAAAGCCAGGCAAGCAGAGACCCGGCAAGAGUAAGCGCGCGAAGAUGUCGUAG